AUGGUCGAGCCAGAAGAGGAAAGCCAAACUCAAGCCAUUCCUCCAAAGUCAAAGAACAUAGUGGACGACAGAGAAGCUGCGCUUAUGGAGUUUGAUCUUGACCUCGAUGCUUUUUCUGACCGUCCUCAAUUCAGUUCCUGUAUUCCUGAUCUAGAAAGGGAAAUACCAAGAGAGAAUGAGGACAAAAGAAUGCUUACAUCCCCCUCUUUAGGACUGGAACCUGUUGAAUAUCCCGAUGCUUAUUGCUUAAUUAAAGAGAAGAUCACUCAAGCUCUGAGACAUCUCAAGGAAUUGACUGACCAACAUGUUCUAGCUCAGUUUUGGGCACCAGUGAAGAGUGGGGGUCGGUAUGUGCUCACAACUUCUGGGCAACCCUUUGUUCUUGAUCCUCAUGCUAAUGGACUUCAUCAGUAUAGGAUGGUUUCUCUGAUGUAUAUGUUUUCUGUGGAUGGAGAGAGUGAUGAAAUGCUUGGGCUCCCUGGCCGUGUUUUCCAGCAAAAAUUGCCAGAAUGGACCCCAAAUGUUCAGUACUACUCCAUCAAAGAGUAUCCACGGCUUGGUCAUGCUCAACAUUACAAUGUUCAAGGAACCUUAGCUUUGCCCGUGUUUGAACCCUCUGGACGGACCUGUGUUGGUGUUCUUGAGCUCAUAAUGACUUCUCCGAAGAUCAGCUAUGCUUCUGAGGUUUAUAAAGUUUGCAAAGCACUUGAGGCAGUAAGUCUGAAAAGUUCAGAGAUAUUGGAUCAUACAAGCAUGCAGAUUCAAAUAUGCAAUGAAGGUCGCCAAACUGCGUUGACUGAAAUCUUGGAGAUACUGACAGUUGUGUGUGAAACUCACAAAUUACCGCUUGCUCAGACCUGGGUUCCUUGUAUGCAUCGCAAUGUCUUGGCGUAUGGUGGUGGCCUGAAGAAGAGCUGUACUAGCUUGGAUGGUAGUUGCAUGGAACAGGUCUGCAUUUCCACAACUGAUGCGGCGUUCUACAUUGUCGAUGCUCCUAUGUGGCAUUUUCGAGAGGCCUGUGUUGAGCAUCACUUACAAAAGGGUCAAGGGGUUGCUGGGAGGGCAUUUUUGUCCCGUAACGCAUGCUUCUGCGGAGAUAUUACCCAGUUCUGCAAAACUGACUAUCCUUUAGUACACUACGCACGCAUGUUUAAGUUAACCAGCUGUUUUGCAAUCUGCUUACAGAGCACUCGUACUGGAAAUGAUGAUUACAUUCUAGAAUUUUUUCUUCCCCCGAGCAUCACAGACAGUUAUGAACAACAAACUUUGUUGGGCUCCUUAUUGGCAAUAAUAAAGAAUCAUUUCCUGAGUCUCAAGGUUGCUUCUGGAAUUAUACUUGAAGAGGAAGGGCUUGUCGAAAUGGUUCAAGCUUCUACAAACAAGGGACUUGACUCAAGACUUGAAUGUAUACGUAUACCCCGUUAA
Prunus armeniaca (apricot) is the source of this 1425-nucleotide messenger RNA. The record is from the annotation of a GenBank genome assembly. Lineage: Eukaryota; Viridiplantae; Streptophyta; Magnoliopsida; Rosales; Rosaceae.